Molecule: messenger RNA, 1926 nt
Organism: Ornithodoros turicata
Lineage: Eukaryota; Metazoa; Arthropoda; Arachnida; Ixodida; Argasidae
Exons: 1
Coding region: 1-1926 (641 amino acids)
Molecular function (GO): nucleic acid binding
Source: RefSeq, a predicted model, not a curated record
AUGACACGAGUGCCUUUUGGAGCCAAGUCCAGUCCCUUUCUUCUUGCUGCCACUAUACGUCACCACCUGAGAGCAGCAGAAGAAACAUACCCACGCACGGCGUCCUUACUUUCCAACCAUUUCUAUGUAGACGACCUCGUUGUUGGUAUGCCAUCGCCGGAAGAGGCACUUACUGUUUACCACGAGUCGCGGCAAAUCUUCCGCGACUCGGGCAUGAAACUGGUUAAGUGGACGAGCAAUAAUGCUCAUCUCCGGGCUACCUUCGACGCCGAUGGGACAGGAAGUUCGACCACGUCGCCACUAAGGAAGGUCCUAGGAAUUGUUUGGGAUAUCGAGACAGAUGAAAUUCGGUAUCCGUUGAAGUCAAUAUCAGAGUUCCUGGAGCGACGGUCGAAUACCAAACGAUAUGUACUGCAAGCAGUGGCUCGCAUUUAUGAUCCCUUGGGCUAUGUGGCGCCUUUCGUGUUGACAGCCAAGAUUUUGCUACAACGGAUUUGGCUCUCCAAGAUGAGUUGGGACGAAGAACUACCAGAAGACCUGGUGGGAGUGUGGUCGUCUUGGUGCCAGCAGGUGCCUUUAUUGUCUCGCGUCUCGUUACCACGGCGGCUCGGCGGGAAGAUGUCGGAGGGCAGCAUCGCGCUGCAUAUGUUUUGCUACGCGAGUCCGCGAGCAUACGGUGCGGCCGCAUACCUGUUGACGCUCGACAGGGACGGUCAUUACAGUGCGGAUCUUCUUUUGGCAAAGUCUCGGGUGGCCCCGGUCAAAACGGUCUCCUUACCGAGACUCGAAUUAAUGGGUGCCGUCAUCGCGACCAGGCUUAUGAGAUUCUUACAGACGACGUUAUCUCUGUCCACCGUACCCACUCUGUUAUGGACGGACUCUGAGAUAACACUCUACUGGAUUUACGGAUCGACGAACGACUGGAAACCUUUUGUACAGAACCGGGUGUCGGAGAUACGAGCUGGUACGGAGCCUAGUCAGUGGCGCCACUGCCCCGGCAAAGAAAAUCCCGCGGAUCUUCUCACGAGAGGCACUUCAUGUCUCCAAUUGCUGAACAACAGUGUAUGGUGGCAGGGGCCCUCGUGGCUUAUGGAUCAAAAGUCUUGGCCUCCAGCAUGGCGUACUCCAGAUGAACCCUGCGUCGAGGUACGAAACGAAACAAAGGCCCAGACGGCGUGCUGCGUACCCAUCUUGGCUACUACUACCCUAAUGGAUGUUGCCAAAUACAGUUCGCUCCACCGGCUGCUGAGAGUUACCGCUUGGGUGUCAAGAUUCCUGCACAACGGCAGGCAUACCACAGCCGAAAGGAGGGGACCUUUGACGGCCGCCGAGGUAGUUGCAGCGGAAACAUACUGGGUCACAGCGGCACAGCGUCAAAUUUUCGGUUCUCAUCCCGCGGUGCACAAGUCCUUACAAAAUGUGUCUGUCUUCCAUGAUGACGAUGGCGUUCUCCGUUUGACGGGCCGCCUUCAGUACAGCGAUUUUGAAGAGACCCAGAAGCAUCCCAUCGUCAUUCCCGCUGACCACCCGUUCACAGCUCUUUUAGUUUUCCGGGCUCAUGUCAGGCUUCUGCAUGCUGGAGUUCAGGAGACACUCGCCGCGCUCCGGGAAGAGUACUGGGUUCUCCGUGGUCGUCAGGCUGUGAAGAGGAUCGUAAAUGGAUGUCGCACUUGCCGACGAACAAAGGUUCAGGCGUGCACAGAAGUUACCGCUCCGCUACCACGAGACCGCUUGUCACAGUCCGCACCAUUUGAAGUGACAGGCACCGAUUUUGCGGGUCCACUGUACCACAAGUGUUCAAAAGGCGGCGGAAGAAAGUGCUACAUCCUGAUUUUUACCUGUGCCGUCACUAGGGCUGUUCACCUAGAGCUCACGAAGUCUAUGUCUACCGAGGAUUUCCUAAUGGCUCUUAGAAGGUUCGUAUGA